Molecule: messenger RNA, 1230 nt
Organism: Aegilops tauschii subsp. strangulata
Lineage: Eukaryota; Viridiplantae; Streptophyta; Magnoliopsida; Poales; Poaceae
Biological process (GO): glutathione metabolic process; cellular response to oxidative stress; cell redox homeostasis
Cellular component (GO): cytosol; mitochondrion
Molecular function (GO): flavin adenine dinucleotide binding; glutathione-disulfide reductase (NADPH) activity
Source: RefSeq, a predicted model, not a curated record
AACCCUAUCCAGAUCAACUCACUCACCCCUCCUCCCUUCCUUCCGCCCGCCGCCUCCCUCUCUCUCUCCCCGAUCCAGAUCGACGCCGCCACCCCUCUCUAACCCUAGCCUUCCUGUCACCGGUAGCGGCGCCCUCCCUCCCUCGCCCUCUCCUCCUCCCCUCCUCACGGCCGCCUCCACCCCGCCACAAACCCCGGCGACCCACCCCGUCUCCGUGCCUGCCUCGGCAACCACCUCCGUCGCGCGUCUGAUUCCCAUCCAUGUCCGCGCCGGCUCCGUCUCUGUCUCCUUUUGUGGGAGGUGAUCCGCACCUAGCCCCACGGCGGGGAGGGGUGGCGACGGCCUCGUGUAGAUCCCAUCCGGACCCCGUAGCAGCCAGUGUUGCCGCCCCCACCUGCUCUCCUCUGCUCCGGGAUCCAUCCAUCCACUAGGGUUCUACGGCCGACCGGAGUCCAGGCCAUGGCGCGGAAGAUGCUCAAGGACAGGGAGGCGCCCGCCGUCGCGUACGGCGGCGAGGAGAGCUACGACUACGACCUCUUCGUCAUCGGCGUCGGCAGCGGUGUCGUCCGCGGCUCCCGCACCGCCGCGGGAUUCGGAGCCAAGGUUGCGAUCUGCGAGCACCCGUUCCACCCUAUCAGCUCGGAUUGGCUGGGAGGACACGGCGGAACGUGCGUGAUACAUGGCUGUCUUUCGAAGAAGAUACUAGUGCAUCAAAGUUACAGUCUGCACCAUGUUGCUGGAAAAAGUUUCGGGUGCAGGACGCCAAGAAUUUCGGGUGGGAGAUCAAUGGGGACAUCAACUACAACUGGAAAAAGUUGCUGGAAAACAAGCACAAGGGUUCCAUGGGGAUACAACAGCAGCAGGACGACCAUGACUCCAUCAAUUGCAAGCUCCAGACUCGAAGGAGGCCCUAUGCAAGGCACCAAGGUGCAUGGUGCUCGCAAGCGACGAACGGAGGCUAUUCGACAUCGGCUACACAAACCACCAUUGAGCUCCAGGUCUAUGAAAUUUGAAGUUCGAAGCUCAUAGCCCUACUCAGCAAAGAGCCGUGUAGACUGUAAAUAUUGUAAUAUUGUAAUAGUAGGCAUAUUUGGGUUGUAAUACACUAUGUACAGAUUGUGGUAGACUUAGUUGUAUUUGGUAAACUAUAUUUGUAUGACCUACUUGUAUUUGGUGAACUAUAUUUGUACUGUUCCGUCUGAAAUAUUGACUAUGUAUGUGAUUUGAAAA